GAGGCGCGUGCCGCAUAACUUGAUUCAAAUCGGAUGCUUCUCGGUAACUGCUACUUUUUGUAAACUACUAAAAAAACAGUUUUACAGUCAGUGAUGUUUGUCCUGUAUAUGCAAAAUCAAUAGCUUUUGAUAUGUGAUAUAAAAUGAGCUGUGCCACUGUGUAUCCGUGAGUUUAUAACAUAAGAGACACCGGCGUCCGACAUGUGUUUUGAUGGACUUUAUGAGCACCUGCGAUUCUUUAUUUGGGGUCCUGAGCCCUGCAACUGAACUCCUGCGCUGCUGAGACGACUGUGUGUGGCUCUGACGACUCCAGUUGAAAAGGCACGAGUUUAUCUUCUUGACAUCCUUUGCAAAACUUCUCAUGAACAACAUGGUCUCGUGGUCAGAUGUGAUUAAAUGAGUCCCUCACUCAGGUGCGGGGAAGCUCCAAAACUAAUUCCUAACUCGCUCUUGGCAACACCUCCAUGCAUCAUGCAUGCAAUAAAAGUAAUAUGAGCUGACUGCUAAUGUUAAGACAAUAUGUUUUCUGAAGAGGCUAAUUUGAGUUCUGCCUUCAAUGGGACCGAUGAGGACUUGCUGUCUGCGGUGGAUCAGGACUGGAGCGACACUCCAGCUGAGAGACUAUCACGGACGGGUCAUAAUGUGGUCGCCGUUAUUUUGGGAUCUAUCAUGAUAUUCGGCAUCCUGAACAAUUGCAUCGUGCUCGUUCUCUUUUGUAAAUUCAAGACUCUGCGGACUCCAGUGAACAUGCUCCUGCUCAACAUCAGUGUGAGUGACAUGCUCGUGUGUGUGUUCGGCACCACGCUCAGCUUCGCGGCCAGUAUCCGCGGCCGGUGGCUGGUGGGGAGACACGGGUGCAUGUGGUAUGGGUUCGUCAACUCCUGUUUUGGGAUUGUAUCAUUGAUCUCUCUGGCAAUCCUUUCAUACGAUCGUUAUAGCACUUUAACGGUUUACAACAAGAGGGCCCCAGACUACAGUAAGCCCUUGUUGGCUGUUGGGGGCUCCUGGCUCUACUCCCUGUUCUGGACAGUCCCCCCCCUGCUGGGUUGGAGUAACUAUGGACUGGAAGGGGCAGGCACCAGCUGCUCGGUCACAUGGACCGCCAACACCCCACAAUCUCAUUCCUAUAUCAUCUGUCUGUUCAUUUUCUGUUUGGGAAUUCCUGUGCUGGUCAUGAUCUACUGCUACAGCCGGCUCCUCUAUGCUGUCAAACAGGUAGGGCACAUCCGGAAGACUGCAGCCCGGAGAAGAGAGUACCACAUUUUAUUUAUGGUCAUCACCACAGUGGUGUGCUACUUAGUGUGCUGGAUGCCAUACGGGGUAGUUGCAAUGAUGGCCACGUUUGGACGUCCGGGCAUCAUCACACCCAUUGCGAGCGUGGUGCCUUCCCUCCUAGCCAAAAGCAGCACAGUCAUCAACCCUCUAAUUUACAUUCUUAUGAACAAACAGUUCUACAGGUGUUUCCUCAUCCUGUUUCAUUGCAAACACAGCUCUCUAGAGAACGGACACUCUUCCAUGCCUUCAAGAACUACAGUCAUUCAGCUCAACCGUAGGGUUUAUCGCAAUACUGUGGCUGGCACCGCACCCCCUUCCAGUGGUCUCAACCAACAUGAGUGCAGCAUCCCCGGAUCAGAAUGAACCAAUCCACCCAAAAUCACAUCCUUAUUUUCCAACUCCAAAUUUGAGUAAUUUCCCAAGCGAUGACAAAAGUAACCCAUGUAGUGUUGUUGAGUGCCUAACCAUCAAAGCAGAAACGCUGAACUGUUGCUCGAUCCCCAAUGUGAUCUCUACAGUCACUUUCAUUCUGUUAGUCCUGUGAUGGCAAAGUGUAGUCUGACUCGUGACACAUACAUUGCUCAUUUUCAGUCAGUAUUUGUAUUUGUGUGAGCCUAGAAUGGUUCCUGGACUGGUGCAACCUUCUCAAUAUAAAUGUUACAAAAUGCAAGGCUUUGCAAAGUGCAAACAGCCAAUGGUGACUCGUGACUAUGGGUAUGUUUGGGUUGUGUGCAGGUUUACAUUACUUGUUCCCAAACCAUUUAAACAUGGACUUAUACUGACACCUAGCGGCGUGGAUGUAACAUCUAAAAUAAUCACACUCAAAUCCCUUUAAAAGCUCCACAAAACAAUUGCCAUUUCUACAUUGGAACAUAUGUUAUCUGUUGUUGUAGUACCCUGUAAGUAGGAGCAAUAUUGGACUUUGCCUUUAAGAGCAGCACUGAUGUUUGGUGGGUUUAGGAAUGUUGAUCCUCUGAGAGCAUCAACUUGUAUUCACAGCACUGAUGUGCACAAGCCUUGAUUAUAUGUGAAUCAAACAUGCAAAUAAAGCAACUACCCAAAAACUCACUGCCAUAACAUUUGUUAUUUCCCUGUGUGUCUGUGGGAGUUGCAACACACCAAACAAUGUCUUAUUCACUAACAAUCCCAAUCCAGUUUAUCUAGGCACUAAACGCGCUGAUAUAGUGCUGAGUAUUUAAAUGAACUGGUCGUCAAUCCUUUGACCACAAACAUGCCUCCUUUAUUUAUAAAUCAGGCUUACUAUAGGUUGAGCUAAAUUCACAAAUCUCAUUCCCAACCUCGAUAACCUAGCACUCAGAACCAACCCACAAGUUAGGGAAAUGCCCCAUGCAAAUUGCAUCCAGCACUAUAUAUGUGGGUGUGUUUGUGGUGUAACCUGAUUUGCAUAAUUCUGCUAGUGAAUCGGGUGCCUAAACAAUGCAUACAGCAAGUGCUGUAAAAUGUUAUGAGCGGACACAAUUUAUUUGUAGUGAACUUCCCCCUGUGAUUUUUAAGAUCAAGCUUAAUUCGCUCAUUAAGAUUCAGAAAUUAACUUGCAAGGGAGACAACAAGGAACAGAGUGUGUGUGUGUGUGUGCGUGCGUGCGUGUGUGUGUGUGUGUGUGUGCGCGCGCGCGUGAGU
Molecule: messenger RNA, 2916 nt
Organism: Xyrauchen texanus (razorback sucker)
Lineage: Eukaryota; Metazoa; Chordata; Actinopteri; Cypriniformes; Catostomidae
Gene: tmtops2a
Product: teleost multiple tissue opsin 2a
Exons: 4
Coding region: 520-1638 (372 amino acids)
Biological process (GO): visual perception; G protein-coupled receptor signaling pathway
Cellular component (GO): membrane; photoreceptor outer segment
Molecular function (GO): G protein-coupled receptor activity
Source: RefSeq, a predicted model, not a curated record